This is a messenger RNA of Dictyostelium purpureum, 361 nucleotides long. RefSeq lists its product as uncharacterized. Bases 31 to 339 code for a protein of 102 amino acids. The record is from RefSeq and is a predicted model, not a curated record. The transcript is spliced from 2 exons. NCBI's taxonomy places the organism in Eukaryota, Evosea, Eumycetozoa, Dictyosteliales, Dictyosteliaceae. Gene Ontology annotation, cellular component: mitochondrial membrane. Gene Ontology annotation, biological process: regulation of heme biosynthetic process.
AAUAAAUAAAAAAUAUAUAUAAAUAAAAAAAUGUCAGCUUUAGUUUAUGCAUAUGCAGUUUUAUUAGCAAUUGGCGGUAUUAUUGGAUAUUUAAAAGCAGGUAGCAUGCCAUCAUUGGUUAUGGGUGUAUUAAGUGGAGCUGCAGUUGGCUAUAGUGCAAAUUUAACAGUCACCAAUAGAAGAUUAGGUACACAAUUAACACUUUUCCUUUCAUUUGUAUUGCUUUUAAUUAUGGGUUCAAGAUUUUAUAACUCUCAAAAAUUCAUGCCAGCUGGUUUAGUUGCCUUAUUUUCAUUCAUUGUCUUAGCAAAGACUUUUUUAUCAUAUUCCCAAAUGUAAUUGAUUUAUUUAUUUCCUCACC